UCUUCUCUUCCAAAGGGCUCUUUUGUCUUUGUAGUUGUUUCUUUGCCUUGUUGAUCAAACUAUUCUUUUGAAAGCUCUUCAGUGGGACGGAUCUUCUAAUGCUUUGAUCUUCCUCUCCAAAGCUUUUGUGGAUUGGAGUUCUUGUCAUUCAGCUGCAUUGUUUUGUUGUUGCGAGGUGGCCUCUCCUCCGGGCUUGAGGCGGCUAUAAAAACUUCUUUCCUAGCUUUCUUUUUGGCCAGAAGUUUGGUAGUUCCAGCCCAUCUGAAUUUGUAUAUUUGAGAGGGAAGACUAGGAGAGAUUUCUUGAGAUCUCUGGAUCCCAUCACUCCUUUUGGAUCAUCUAUAAAUUUUAGGAGAUGAGCAUUGGUGAUGAUGUUACUCUGGCCAAUGCAUCACCGCAUCAGUUGUUGAAUCAUCUUUUCAAGGACCACUGAUCAGUCCGAGAGACACUGGAGCAGCUCUAGAAACUCCUUCGAAGUCAAGCUCCCAAAAAAGCGAAGUCUCCCUUUUCCAAGAAUUUCUCCCUUGUCUUGUGAGAGUUCUCCAAAACUUUGAUUGCUGUUUGGUGAUGCUGAUUAGCAGCACUACUCCUUCCUUGCUCUGUGUUGAAUCAUCUUUAGUCUCUCCCGGAAUUUUCCAAGAGUUUGCAGUUGCAAGCUUUCAAGAGCAGGCAAGCCAUCAAGAUCAAGAGAGCUGCAUUGAUCAAAGCAUGCCUCCACAUUGUGCCAUAGAUUCAGAGGAGUGGUGGAGAAAUCUUUUCAGUCACAAGCAACUGCUUCACCACCUUGAGAACCUGAAGAAGAAUGAGCUUUUUCCUCAAGCAAAACAUCAAAAUCAUCAAAAAAGAGAAGAAAACAAGGAGCAAUCUCAUCAAACAAGAGAAGAAGGCCAGGAUCAAAGUUCUCUAAGAGCUUCUAGAGGAGAAGAAAGCGAUCAAAGAGAAGAGACGUGGCACCAAGAUCACAAACGAGGAGUGGAAGAAUUCAGGCUCUCCAUAAAUCCAUGCUGCCACCCUCCAAGAACACCAAGAACACCAUAUACCUGGGUGGAAGGAGCGAUAAUCGUUGGCGCUGGCCCAUCGGGCAUGGCAACCGCGGCAUGCCUCCAGCAGCUGGGGAUCACAUCCUCGAUCUUGCUCGAGAAGAGCGACUGCAUCGCAUCGCUGUGGCAAGAGCGGACCUACGAUCGCCUCCGCCUCCAUCUCCCCAAGAAAUUCUGCGAGCUCCCACUGGCGCCAUUCCCAUCCCACUUCCCAAUCUAUCCCACCAAGCAGCAAUUCCUGGAUUACCUCCACGACUACGCGCGCCGCUUCCACAUCCAGCCGCGAUUCGGCGAGAUCGUCCAGUCGGCGCGAUUCGAUCAGCGCCUCCAGCUCUGGCGCGUCCAGACGAUGAAGAUCACAAACCCUGAUCCUGGAAAUAUUUCCAGCGAAGGAAAUAUUUCCACCAGGGAAUACGUGGGCCGAUGGAUCGUCGUCGCCACGGGCGAGAAUGCGGAGGCGCGGAUCCCCGUGGAGAUCCCGGGUAUGGAUCUCUUCACCGGGAAGAUCCGGCACUCGAGCGUCUACAAGAGCGGCGCGCGAUUUGCCGGCCAGCGCGUUCUCGUGGUCGGGGCGGGCAAUUCCGGCAUGGAAAUCGCCAUGGAUCUCGUGCAACACGAUGCCAGGCCGUCGAUUGUGGUGCGCAGCCCGAUUCACAUCCUUCCGCGCGAGAUGCUAGGCAAAUCCACAUUUGGUGUCUCGGUGGCGAUGCUCAAGUUCCUGCCGCUGUGGCUCACGGAUCGAUUGCUGCUGCUCUACGCGCUCCUGGCGCUGGGCGAUACAUCGCGCUAUGGGAUCCGGCGCCCUAAAACAGGGCCUCUGGAGAUGAAGGAGAAGAUGGGCAAGACGCCAGUCCUGGACGUGGGAACCUUGGCUCACAUCAAGCAAGGCAACAUCAAGGUAGAACCGGCGAUUGAGUGUUUUACGGCCUCUGGUUGCAAAUUCGUGAAUGGAGAGCAGCAUUGUUACGAUGCAAUCGUCUUGGCGACUGGUUACAAGCCAAAUGUUCCCAAAUGGCUCAAGGAUCCUCACCUAAACUUUUCCAGCGAUGGAUUCCCCAGUUGCGGGUGGCGAGGCCAGCGGGGAUUAUAUGUGGCUGGACUGUCCAGAAAAGGGAUUUUGGGGGUCUCCAAGGAUGCGCGACUCAUCGCGCAAGACAUAUUCCAAUCAUAUACCUCCUCUCAAAUCAAACAACAACAACAGCAACGCAAGCAAAGAUUCCAAUGAUAAAAAAGAAAACAAAAAAAAGAAAAAAAGAAAACCACAGUUUUGAUAAAGAGAGUACAAAGCUCCGAAGUCGUCAUUCAAUGUUAAGUGAGCUCAUGAUCCAUUAACAGAGACCAGGAGAGAGUUGCAAAACCUUUCAUUUUGGGCUUUAUUAUA
Molecule: messenger RNA, 2421 nt
Organism: Selaginella moellendorffii
Lineage: Eukaryota; Viridiplantae; Streptophyta; Lycopodiopsida; Selaginellales; Selaginellaceae
Product: probable indole-3-pyruvate monooxygenase YUCCA9
Exons: 4
Coding region: 568-2265 (565 amino acids)
Molecular function (GO): N,N-dimethylaniline monooxygenase activity; flavin adenine dinucleotide binding; NADP binding
Source: RefSeq, a predicted model, not a curated record